Saccostrea echinata is the source of this 1669-nucleotide messenger RNA. Its product is annotated as adenosine deaminase-like protein. The transcript has 8 exons. Gene Ontology annotation, molecular function: adenosine deaminase activity. The record is from RefSeq and is a predicted model, not a curated record. Lineage: Eukaryota; Metazoa; Mollusca; Bivalvia; Ostreida; Ostreidae. Gene Ontology annotation, biological process: inosine biosynthetic process; adenosine catabolic process. The coding region runs from base 227 to 1261 and encodes 344 amino acids.
CAGACAGAAGCCUCCAAGGCCAAAUGGAGCAAUGUGUUUAUUUGAAGAAAAAAUAUUGAUGCUUUUUGAUUAAAGCAAAAUUUGAUGAAUUCAGAGCUGAGCAAUCAAAGAGUGAAAGACUAAAACAGUGAAAGGGCAAGGAAUAUAUCGUGCAGUUCGAAUUUACUCGAAACGUACUAAAUAUCCUGAAGAACAAAUGGUACAUCCUUAAACGCACUAUAGAGCAAUGGAGGAAUUUUGCAAAAGCUUACCUAAAGUUGAAUUGCAUGCACAUAUCAAUGGCUCAGUUAGUGAGGUUACAAUCCAGAAAUUACUGGCGAAGAAAAGGAAUUUUGACCAAAGUUUCAGCUUUAAGAAAGGAAGCACUGCCACUCUGAAGGAGUGCUUUGAAAAAUUCCGCCUCAUCCACCAACUCACAGACAAUGCUAAAUCUGUUUACCAGGUUACAUAUGAUGUUAUUCAUGAAUUCCAUGAAGAUAAUGUAAAGUACCUGGAACUUCGGAGCACCCCAAGAGCAGUUCAGGAUACUGGCAUGUCAAAAGAGAGUUAUGUAGAAUCUGUGUUACGUGCAAUACGAGACUGCAAAGAUUUAGACAUCAAGGUGAGACUUCUCCUUGCGAUUGAUCGCCGGAAUGGAGUACAAGUUGGAUGGGAGACGCUGAAACUUGCUCAGAAAUUCCAAGAAUCACACAGGGAUCUCAUUGCAGGAAUCGACCUCAGUGGUGACCCAAAUGUUGGUGAUGCGAGAGACUACCUCCCCAUUUUUAGAGAAGCGAAGAAGUCGGGUCUCAAGCUAGCUUUACAUCUUUGUGAGGUUCCCGCCCCAGAGGAAACAAUGGAUAUGCUAAACCUGCCCCCUGACAGGAUUGGACAUGGUACCUGUCUUCAUCGGGAGGCAGGGGGAAACCAGGAAUUUGUAGACACUGUUCUUAAACACAACACUCCACUAGAGCUUUGCUUGACCUCUAACCUCAUUGGUCAGACUGUCCCUAACCUUGACAACCAUCAGUUCAAGUUUUGGUAUGAGAAGAAACACCCCUGUAUCAUUUGUACAGAUGAUAAGGGGGUCUUUAGUACCUCCUUGUCAGAGGAGUAUCAACUGGCAGCUUCUACUUUUGACCUUAAACAAUGUGACUUAUGGAAUCUAUCAGAGCAAAGUAUAAACUAUGCUUUCUGUGAGGAGAAUGUCAAAGAAAAACUGAGAGAUAAAUUUAAAGUAUACAAAUCUAAGAUUGAGGAGCAGUUUAAUAUAAAACUGUGACAAGUAAGGUCUGCAAUCUGAUAGUCCUUUCAGGAUAUUUGUUCAGACUGAAGACCUAGACUUUAUUUUUAGAAUCUUGUAUUAUUGAUUCAUAUUUCAAAGAAUCAAGUUGAAUCUGAUAUAUUAUGUCAAUUUUGGUUUGUUUUUUUUCUGGAAUAUCCAUCGUAUAUAAUAUAUCACACUCAGCAGAGCUUAUGACAUCCCACAAAGAAAUUAUUGAUACAGAAUCAAAAAGAGAUUCUAUGACUCUAUAGACUUUAUGUGGAUAUAUUGGCAAGAUUGCAGCACAAAAUCUAGUGUUUGGAUUGAUGAUGUCUAUGGAUUAAUGUUGGUUUUAUGCCGUUGAUGGAUUGAUGAUUUCUAUGGAAGAUACCGUGGUAAAAUUGUCAUUAUUAAUAAACAGAUAAA